ACUAUCUGGGGAAUUUGCAGAAUUUGCACAGACCCCCGAUGGAAACAUCGACACUGAGGGUCUGGUGACUGAGGUAAAUUCUACUUAGAUGAACCUGUACAUCGCGGGUACUGCUAUUUUCUCCUGGUGGGCCCUCUUUAGUUCCUGGUGCUUCAGUGUCUUGAAGUGUCAGGUGUAGGAAAAAUACUGAGACAAACUAAUCCCUACUUUGUCUUAGUAUAUCUCUUGACUGGGUUGGAAUUUCACUGAAAUUCCAACACAGUCAAAAUGAGUAUUUCUUUAUGAAAUACUAAUACUUCAGGGGUUGGGGUGACAGUGCUGCUUAACAUAUAAAUUGGAUAAGAUGGAUAUGCAAGGCAUAAAAUAAUUACUGGUAAAGCUAUACAGGUAUUAAAUACCACAUGUGGGUUAAAUAAACUUUACAAGUCAGGUGAAAUAUUAUUUAACACUUUGCAUGCACCUCUGCCAGCAUUGCACUCCCUUUUACAUUAAAGAGCUAUAAAGUCAAAUUAAAUAUUGAUCCUAUAUAAAAUGAACUCUCAUUUGUGUUUGAACUGGACCCUGAAACAAUAUGGCAGUGUGAAAUGGUAUGCCUGCCCUACUAGUCCACAAACUUCCAUGACAAAUUACGUACCUAUAUCACAACUGCUCACAUCACCAUAUUUCUUUGUACAUCAUUCCUCCUUUAUGGGGAGGUUAGAGUAAAUAAACUGAUCAAAAUGAGACCCCGUUAUAGUUAAACUGAUUUAAGUUAAAAAAUUUUUUAAUAUAUAUCACACAAAUAAAUACAAAUUCUGCAUGAUUUGCAUAAACAAUCUAAAGGAUUAUUGCAUCUUGGGUAUUUCACCAUCACCUUUAAUCGCUUUUCCAUAGCCCAUUGAUAUUUAAGUGACAAAAGCUCUGCUUGUUGGCAGGUCAUCAGGUGCCCAUCUGGGUGUAGGGUGCAAGGACUGAUUACCAAACUGGGAAAAGAAAUCAUGAGUCGAGUGGACAAAACAAAAAAAUCUUGCCUGACAAGUAACACCAUCUAUUUAUCAUCCCUUCCUGGAAUAAAACAACUGCAUGAUGCCAUUGAAGAAAACAUGCUUAAUGAACAAGUUGCUUUCAGAAACUUUGCAGAAGUUGGGCAACUGCUCCGGAACAGACUUUCAGCUCUUGGAGUGAAAGUUAAGGAACAAAAAAUGAAAAUUGAAAAUGUACUGAGUGAUCUCAAAGAGCAGAUGGCGACAAUGAAAAGGCUGGAGGUGGAUAUAAGUAUCAAGCUUCACGCCUGUGGAGGUUCUUGUUCUAAAGUCCAGUUUUACAAAACGAACACAGAGAAUUAUACUAUUUGGAAGAAGCAUUUGGAUGAAAUUAACACAAAGUCCACAAUUCAAGCCAAAAAUCAAAGUCAUAUUAAUCUAUAUUUUAUAGCAAAUAAUGUAACCAAUUACACUGAGUCACCUGUUGCUCUUAAUGGGAUGCAACUUGGCCUGUUUGCCAAUAUAGAGCAGUAUGUAUUAAAGGCCGAAAAAGUCGAGAACAAUCAGACAAAUAGUGCAGUGUAGGUGCUGUUUUGGUAGGUGAUUUGGCGGUUAAAUUCUAUGGCUGACUACUUAUGUUUUAAAAAGACAUAUAUAUUAAUUAAGUGUAGAAAUAAGAUUUACAUGUAAAAGAAAAUACUCAUGCACAAUUUAAAUGAAAAUGAAUAGGAAGGAUUUUGAAUUUUUUUUAUGGAAAAUAUGUUGACCUAUGAUUACUUUAUUGGGGUUUAUUCUGUUAAUUGGCAAGUGUGGAGAAUUGACCGGGGAAAAGUAAAUUCUAAACAAUAUUAGCUAAGAUGGAAACGAGGUUAAAAGAACCCUUCAGCAUUAGAUAUAAAUACACUCAUUUAUAGAGGUCAAGUGUUGAUGAGUCUUAUACCUGAUUAUUAAUGGGUUAGUUUUUCUCUAACCCAGAGGCGAGACAGUCACUCACUGA
Molecule: messenger RNA, 1959 nt
Organism: Pelobates fuscus (common spadefoot toad)
Lineage: Eukaryota; Metazoa; Chordata; Amphibia; Anura; Pelobatidae
Product: fibrinogen alpha chain-like
Exons: 3
Coding region: 978-1547 (189 amino acids)
Biological process (GO): blood coagulation; platelet activation; protein polymerization
Cellular component (GO): fibrinogen complex
Molecular function (GO): signaling receptor binding
Source: RefSeq, a predicted model, not a curated record